AUGGCUGAAAAGAUCACCGAAGAGCAAGUCGCAAAGCUACAAGAUCUCUUACGAAGCGAUGCAUCUACCGAUUUGAAGGUUCAGCACAUCAACAACAUUAAAUCCGGGAUUAAGCAGAACAAUGUCCCAGAAGCAUGCAUCAUACCCCUCUUCGAAGCUGUUCGGGCGUCCAUGACAUCGCAACAUGCUGUGGUUAUCCAGCCCGGGUUUUCGACACUUAACAAUCUCCUUGCGAGGCUGGCUCGACAAGAUUCCUCCAAGUAUGUGGUCAAGGAGGCCGGCCGCACACUGCCACUCGUUAUAGAAAAGUUGGGGGACCCAAAGGAAAAGUAUCGAGCUCUUGCGGCAACAUGCCUCACGACAUUCUGGAAAUCUGCCCCAGUGGAUGUCGAGAAAACGAUCAAGAAUACGGGCCUUGUGGGCAAGAACUCUAGGAUGAAGGAAGCGUCAAUGCACUGGCUGGUUCAGAUGCACCAAGAACAUGCGAUGCCGUUCAAAAGCUUUGUCACAACGCUGAUGGAUUUGUUGGAAGAUGCAGAUGGUAUGGUAAGGGAUACGGCGAGGAACUCGGUCAUCUCACUCUUUCAGAACGCGCCAAAUGGUGCGAAAUCUGACUUGAAAAAGCAACUAAAGAAUUUCAACGUCCGACCAGCGAUUGUGGCCGCGAUUACCGCUCACUUAGGACCGAAUGGACCACCCGAUGUAGUAGAACCCGAGCAAGACAUUCCUGCCCGUCCACACUUGGCAAAUAGUGUUUCCUCGACCUCUAGUAUGAGACCGUCGACGCCUGUGACUGAAGCUAAGGUGGAACGUGUCGACCCGGCAUAUGUCAAUACGUUAAGAGAGCUGGACGAGACGCUAAAGGAGAUGCACCCUUUCUUUGAAGGCAAGGAAUCCGAAGCGAACUGGCUGAAGCGGGAGCAAAGCUGCACAAAACUUCGCCGACUAAACGCUGGUAACGCUCCAAGCGACUAUCACGAUGCGUUUCUCGUUGGAAUCAAAAGUCUGCUAGACGGAAUACUGAAGGCUGUCAAUUCCCUCCGAACAAGUUUAUCGAAAGAAGGUUGUAGUGUGGUACAAGAGAUUGCCAGAACAGCAGGGCCCGGGCUAGAUCCUAUGGUCGAAAUACUCCUACAAAACCUCAUUAAACUUUGUGGUGGUACGAAGAAGAUCAGUUCACAAAAUGGCAAUCUGACUGUCGAUAUUAUCAUCAGCAAAGUCAGCUUUAACCUCCGAAUUGUGCAACAUAUCUGGCUGGCUUGUCAAGACAAAAAUGUUCAGCCGCGUACGUAUGCUACUGGCUGGCUCAAAACUCUAUUGAAGAAAGAAUCCCAUCACAAAAGCCACUUAGAGCAUAGCGGCGGAUUAGACUUGAUCGAAAAGUGCAUCAAGAAAGGCCUCGCGGAUCCGAAUCCUGGUGUAAGGGAAAACAUGAGGUCAACAUUUUGGGCAUUUGCGCAAAUCUGGCCCUCAAAAGCUGAAGCAAUCAUGGCCAGCUUGGAUGCCACACAACAACGACUACUCGAAAACUCACCCGAUAAUCCCAAUUCUCCUAAGAAGCCGGAGACCACAACUGUUCGACCAGGGUUGGGCUUUUCAAAAAGCACCACUGGGCCACCAAAGCCUUCUCUUAGAGAAACAAUGUUGGCUCAGAAGAAGGCCGCCAUGGCAAAUAAAAAUUUACCACCACGACCUGGCUCUGCGAUGUCGUCCUUUUCUCCUGUACGCAACGUAUCAACAUCUUCGUCGUCUUCAUCGAUGUCGGAAGCUCCCGUCAGAUCGAGGCCCGAAUCGAGCACUGUCGCUCAUGGGGGGCUAUCCGUCGCCCCUGUCCGCCCUACAAGGUUCCGUCCUGCUCCCCGGCCUGAGCUUGUAGCGAGACCUGCAACAGCUGGACCGUACUCGGUACGCAGACCAGGUCAUGCACCCAGCAGUUCUGAUAGUAACGCAAGUCCAACCAACCUUCGAGCUGCCAAAAUAAGAGCCCCAAGUGCGAGCAGUACCAGUUCUCCAAAACGCGUUCCAGCUCGGCCGACUACGAGCCACUCAAACCACACUUCCCACUCACACUCAAGCCAUACGAGCCCGGCAAAGAGUAUAGGUGGAAGAGCACCCAGCAGAGCCGCACAAUCGCCCCGAGUGAGUCCACCGAAACCCAAACCGAGACUAGUAUCCAGCAAGACCGUCGGAUCGAGUCCUGCGCGCGAGGAUGAGAACUUUAGUAUGGUUGUUCCCAUGGUGACAGCCCCCGGAGAGCCUGCAGCAUCCAAGAGUUCUCAACCAGUAGACUCUUCAGACGAAGAAGAGAAGGCAACCCCCCUGAAGCCUCUGCAAGUCUAUGAAGACCCCUUUUCUAGCACGGACGACCACACAACCCCACGACCGCUUCUCACUGCGCCCGUGUUGGAAGAGGUGCCAGUCAAUGAUGAUGCCUCGAACAUCAUGAGAAACGGCGCCAAUGACGAAUCAACGAAACCAACAUUAAUGAGUCCGGAGCGAUUGAAGCAAAGUUUGCGUCUCGUUGAUAGUGGAAUCGCGAAGAUCAAGGCCAAAUCACUUGAUGUGCAUGGCUUCAGGAAACUUCAGGUAGUCAUAAGGGACAACAAAGCCGCUUGGACGGAUGAUAAAUUCGAUGUCUUACUCCUGGGACUAUUCGAGUAUUUGGAAUCUUCAUUAACAAACCUUACCACGGAGAAGAAGGCAUUGGAUGUCAAGGCGCAGAUCCUAGCUACCAUUAAGCUUCUGUUCAAGAAGGAGCGCGCGGCUUUUCGGCCACAUCUAGAGAGAGGCCUGGAAUCGAUUCUUUCAACACGAAGUUCCUACGACUCCCGAACCCAUAUUGUCAGCGGCCUCGAGCUACUUGCAGAUGAAUUAGUAACGCUUGCGGAGCCGAGGAAGACGUUGGGGGCAAUAACCGCACGCUUGCAGAAUGAGGAAAUGACCAUAGAGGGCUGUAGAACAUUGAGCAUGGGUCUUCAUGUUCUCAAGGAGUUGCUCGAAGUCAAAAAGGAAUUUAUCCCAACCGAUGAAGAUGUUGUAACGAUGUGCAGGCUCGCGUCAAGAUGUAUAGAUAGUUCGGAAAGCGGUGUACGUCUAGAUGCUGUUAAUCUUUGCGUUGCAAUUCAUGCCGGCGUCGGAGAGGCACGGUUCUGGGGUCCAAUGGGUGGCAUCAAGGAUGACUCAAAAAGUCUGAUUACUUACUACAUUGUCAAGAGGCAAAGGGAGCUUGCCACGCCGCGCUGA
Messenger RNA from Glarea lozoyensis ATCC 20868, 3243 nucleotides. RefSeq names its product ARM repeat-containing protein. Gene Ontology annotation, molecular function: microtubule binding. The record is from RefSeq and is a predicted model, not a curated record. Bases 1 to 3243 code for a protein of 1080 amino acids. Gene Ontology annotation, cellular component: mitotic spindle; spindle microtubule; mitotic spindle midzone. The transcript is spliced from 4 exons. Gene Ontology annotation, biological process: astral microtubule depolymerization; mitotic spindle assembly. NCBI's taxonomy places the organism in Eukaryota, Fungi, Ascomycota, Leotiomycetes, Helotiales, Helotiaceae.